UUUAGAAAGGAUGCGCCCUUACCUGUGCGAUAAAAUCAUAGCUGAGAGACACUUUGAUUACCUGCGUUCAAAGAAAAUCCUCACUAGAGAGGACACGGAAGAAAUUUCGUCUCGAUCUUCCAGUAGGAAAAAAACUGGGAAGUUAUUGGACUACUUAGCGGAAAACCCGAAGGGACUAGAUGCUUUGAUUGAAUCUAUCAGGCGAGAAAGAACGCAAAACUUCCUGCUAGAAAAGAUAACUGAUGUCGUGUUGAAAGUCAAGAACGAAAAACUUGAAGCUCUCAAAGGUCUCAGCUGCAGCACGUGCAUGACCUCGCUGUACGGAGGAACGAACAAUCUUUCUAGGUCAUACUCCGACGAGUCUAAUUUUUUGGAUAAAACGAAAGACCAGGAAUCGACCCCGAUCCAUCACCCGGAAGAAGAUUAUAGCACCGCCGCGUUCGUGUCCGCCGUCUCUCUCCACUCGAUGAAUCUGCCGGUGGCGGAGAUGGGGCACGCGGAGAGCGCUGUUUUCUCGGCCACCCUCCCAGGGCCCGGAGACCCCGGGGCACCCCCGCUCCCCCCGGAGCUCCAGUCGGAGCAGCAGGAGCCCCGUACUAGCUCCAGUGACAAUUGCUUCUUGCCUUUAAGGUCACGUUCUCUUCAGCCCCAGUGA
Molecule: messenger RNA, 655 nt
Organism: Leptosomus discolor (cuckoo roller)
Lineage: Eukaryota; Metazoa; Chordata; Aves; Leptosomiformes; Leptosomidae
Source: RefSeq, a predicted model, not a curated record